Molecule: messenger RNA, 1677 nt
Organism: Clonostachys rhizophaga
Lineage: Eukaryota; Fungi; Ascomycota; Sordariomycetes; Hypocreales; Bionectriaceae
Source: the annotation of a GenBank genome assembly
AUGAGACUUCUACGGACGCGUCGCCUCGGCUUCAUAGGCCAAGGUCAACCAGUUGUCAUCCUCGUGGCCAUUGCCGCUGGGUUUGGUAUGCUUCUGCUAGGAUAUGACCAAGGUGUCAUGGCAGGCCUUAUAGGCUCGGCAGGGACCCCGUUCAGCAACACGUUCAAAGACCCGGAUGAGACAACACUUGGUCUCAUGGUUGCUAUAUAUGAGAUUGGGUGUUUUGCUGGUGCUGUGUUUUCCUUCAUCUGGGGUGAAACUUUCAGUCGACGUGCUUGCAUGCUAUGCGGAGUCUUUGUCAUGGUUGUCGGUGCAACCCUACAGACGGUAGCUCAAAACAUGGACCAGCUUAUUGCAGGCCGUGUUAUUACCGGAUUGGGAAACGGGUUGAACUUUUCAGCAAUCCCUACAUGGGCCUCUGAGAUCUCUGGCCACGAUGAACGAGGUAAGGUCGCCGCUUAUAAUGGCUGGUUGAUCAUUUGGGGAGUUGUCAUAGCCUACUGGGUGGACUACGGCUGCGCAAAUUACGUGAACGACAUGCAGUUUAGGUUUCCAAUUGCUCUGCAGAUGUUGUUCGGUCUAAUAAUGGCAUUCAUGGUUGUGUUCCUACCCGAGUCGCCAAGAUGGCUUAUCAGCAAAGGAUAUGACCAAGAAGCUCGAGAAGUCCUUGAAUGGAUCACUCCUAAGCAGAAAGAUUCGACAGAUGCUGAACACUCCGCCACAAUCGAAGCUUGUCAUCAGACGAUUAUUGCAACGAGGGAAAUGGAAAACAGUGCCGAGGGAGAAUUUUCUUUUAAAGAGCUACUGCAUGGAGGGAAGACCCAAAACCUACGGAGGAUGAUCUUGUGUGCUGGUGUGAUGGCUGUUCAACAACUGAGCGGGCAAGUAUUUCACCCAUUGUACUGCUACAGUAGAGGGAACCCUAUUGACAAUUUUUACAGAAUCAACCUGUUAACUUAUUACAUUUCAUAUGUUCUUCAAAACUCUGUCGGUCUCAGCAGGCAGCUUGCGCUUUUAAUUGGCGGCAUUAACGGGAUUGAGUAUCUUGUGGCAUCAAUGAUUCCAAUGUGGACCAUUGAACGGGUUGGGCGAAGAAAGCUGUUGCUCAUAAGCGCCAUAGGCCAAACCGUCUCGAUGACAGUACUAUCUGGCGCCAUUUGGUACGUCACGAUGCGACCCGACGGUGCCGCAAAUUACGCCAUGGGAAUUGUCGCUGUGGCAUGUUUCUUCCUGUUUAAUACCUUCUACGCCCAGGGCUUCUUGGCGAUCCCAUUCUUCUACCCUGCCGAGAUUACAACUCUUCGUACUCGAAGUAAAGGUGUCUCUAUCUCUGUCAUGAGUAAUUGGAUCUUCACCUUUCUUGUGGUCAUGAUCACACCCGUGUGCACUGCCAAAAUUGGCUGGAGGACCUACAUCAUUUUUGCCGUCUUGAACUUUUCAUUUAUUCCAGUCAUAUAUUUCUUCUUCCCCGAGACCGCCGGACUUUCUCUCGAAGCACUGGACAACGUUUUCGACCACCCGGGCAUCACCCGCGGAGUGCUCAGCAAACAGCACCGCAAAGCGAUGCUGGAAAUGUCAAAGCCGGAACUCAACAUGGCAAACAUCUCGGCGGUGAAGUUGGAUAAGCAAGAAAUCGAAACUGUGGAAUCGGAACGGGAGGAGACCUCGCGCGCAUGA